Molecule: messenger RNA, 1410 nt
Organism: Phytophthora infestans T30-4
Lineage: Eukaryota; Oomycota; Peronosporomycetes; Peronosporales; Peronosporaceae
Product: gastricsin, putative
Exons: 1
Coding region: 1-1410 (469 amino acids)
Biological process (GO): proteolysis
Molecular function (GO): aspartic-type endopeptidase activity
Source: RefSeq, a predicted model, not a curated record
AUGGCGGUGGCCAAGGUGCCGAUGCGGAGAGGCCAAACGCAUUGGACGCGUUCGCGUCGUCUCGUGAGUAGCGCAAGCAACUCGAACGCUGUGGACCUGGAAAACUACCAAGGCACCAUCUACUUCGCUGAUAUCGUAGUGGACGGCUCCAACUUCGUCGUGCAGGUGGACACAGGCUCAUCGGACUUGUGGAUCUCAUGUUAUUACCUCAGCGGCUCCACGUGCCAGUCCACAUGUCCAUCCGACGCUGAAACGAUCUCCUACGGCUCUGGCGACGUCUGUGUAGAAGGCGAAUCAGCCGAUAUCAAGUUUGGCAACGUCGCAGUGUCUAAUUACAAUGUGGGUGUGGCACAGGGCUCGACUGUGAACCCGAGCAGCUCCAGCUCACUGCUUGCAGGUGACGCACAGGGUCUCUUUGGCCUUGCCUACAGCUCACUGGCAACACUACCAUCUCCUGGUGGACAGUUCAUUGACUACGUCCAGAGCUUCUCUAUGUAUUUGACUCAAGAAGAUAAUUCAGCCGGCAGCUUCUUGUUGCUAAAUGGUGUGGACGACGCGUUAAUCUCCUCAAAUGGCCUCACACCGUACACAGUCAAACUCAAGUCGGCAACGCCAACACACUGGACAAUUGGCAUGACGGCAAUGCAGAUUGGCAACAGCACAGCCGUGUUCCCUUGCUCUACAGCGAGUAGUGGCAGCUGCGACAGUAUUGUGGACUCUGGGACGUCUCUAUUGGCGAUGCCCAGCUCGGUCUACUCGAGUUUUGUAUCCACAUAUCUUUCAAGCUGCCAACGAGAUCAAUCCGGGUCGGAAAUCUACAUGUGCUCGAGUGACAUCGAGUUGCCCCGAUUGGCUCUAACAUUCGGAGACGUGACGUUCUACUUGGAGAAGAACGACUAUAUUAUCAACCUGGGAGGCAACAUGGUCGUCGUGGAGUUACAGGCGACGUCAAGCGCUAGUGGCUCGUAUGCCAACACGUGGAUCAUCGGCGAGACGUUCUUAAAAAUAUUCUACACGAGCUACAACGUCAACGAGUCUGUGACCUUCUACUGUGUUGAAAACAGUACAUGUACCCCAGGUUCCCAAGCGGUAUCUUUGCCCGCGUCUUCGGAUUCGUCGGGUGACAACACUGGCGGCAACGGAUUUGGAGGUGGCAGUGGCGGCAUCUCGGGUAUUACGUUCAACGACGACGACAAGAGCCACCUCACAACGAUCCUGGCCAUCGUAUUGGGCGUUCUCGGCUUCUUCUUAAUUAUCGCAGUGGUAACUUCUCUCUUCCGCUGCAUGUGUAGACGCAGAAGAGCGUCUCGACACGAGCAAUCGCUGCAGCCAGUAUUGGUCGUUCCUGGAGGCUACUACCAGCCACAACCUGCCAUCCAGCCUUCCCAAGGAUACUAUGCCCAGCACUAA